This is a messenger RNA of Hypomesus transpacificus, 2286 nucleotides long. RefSeq names its product isocitrate dehydrogenase (NADP(+)) 1 (gene idh1). Gene Ontology annotation, molecular function: NAD binding; magnesium ion binding; isocitrate dehydrogenase (NADP+) activity. The record is from RefSeq and is a predicted model, not a curated record. Lineage: Eukaryota; Metazoa; Chordata; Actinopteri; Osmeriformes; Osmeridae. Gene Ontology annotation, cellular component: mitochondrion; peroxisome; cytosol. The transcript has 9 exons. Gene Ontology annotation, biological process: isocitrate metabolic process. Bases 164 to 1408 code for a protein of 414 amino acids.
UAAAAGAAUUACGCCUCUAUUGAUACGGAACCGCACCUCUCACAGACUGCAGCCUGACAAUACAUCUCCGAAGACCCAGUCCGUGUAUAUCUAGACGAUUUACUGGCUCGUCUACUAAUACCUGAUCAGAUUCGUGGCUCAGUUCGGAAACGAAGGUUCUAAAAUGUCUCAGAAGAUCAAGACCGGUCCGGUGGUGGAGAUGCAGGGAGAUGAGAUGACCAGAGUCAUCUGGGAACUCAUCAAAGAUAAGCUGAUCUUCCCCUACCUGGAAAUGGAACUACACAGCUUUGACCUUGGCAUGGAGUCUCGCGAUGCCUCCAACGACGAUGUCACGGUUCAGGCGGCGGAGGCAGUGCGGCGGUACAACGUGGGCAUCAAGUGCGCGACCAUCACGCCAGACGAGAAUCGCGUGGAAGAGUUCAAGCUGAAGCAGAUGUGGCGUUCGCCCAAUGGAACCAUCCGGAACAUCCUUGGAGGCACUGUGUUCAGGGAGCCCAUCAUCUGUAAGAACAUCCCUCGUCUGGUGCCCGGCUGGAUCAAACCCAUCGUCAUCGGGAGACACGCACACGGAGACCAGUACAAGGCCACAGACUUUGUGGUUCCAGGUCCAGGGAGACUGGAGAUGACCUUCACACCCAAGAGCGGCGAACCAGUCAAGUAUGUCAUCCAUGACUUUGAAGGCACUGGUGGCGUGGCUAUGGGUAUGUACAAUACAGACAGCUCCAUCAGGGACUUUGCCCACAGCUCCUUCCAAAUGGGGCUGACCAAGGGCUGGCCUCUCUACCUCAGCACCAAGAACACCAUCCUCAAGAAGUACGACGGGCGCUUCAAAGAUAUCUUCCAGGAGAUCUACGAGAAGGAGUACCGCUCCCAGUUUGAGAAGAAGGGGAUCUGGUACGAGCACCGCCUCAUCGACGACAUGGUUGCCCAGGCGAUGAAGUCUGACGGGGGCUUCAUCUGGGCCUGCAAGAACUACGACGGAGACGUGCAGUCGGACUCUGUAGCCCAAGGCUACGGCUCCCUGGGUAUGAUGACCAGUGUUCUGAUCUGUCCCGACGGCCGUACGGUGGAGUCGGAGGCCGCUCAUGGAACAGUGACCCGCCACUACAGGCAGCACCAGCAGGGCAAGGAGACCUCCACCAACCCCAUCGCUUCCAUCUUCGCGUGGUCCCGGGGUCUGCUCCACCGCGCCAAGCUGGACAACAACGCUGAGCUGCGUGUGUUUGCUGAGGCUCUGGAGGCGGUCUGUGUCGAGACCAUCGAGGCUGGCUUCAUGACCAAGGACCUGGCCAUCUGCAUCAAAGGCCUGUCGAGUGUGACUCGUGCAGACUACCUGAACACCUUUGAGUUCCUGGACAAGCUGGCAGAGAACCUGAAGAUCAAGAUGUCAAGCCAACCCAAACUGUGAUCUCAUCUCCUGGCCUUACUCAUACAGACACACACCAAAACACAUACACACACUUACAGACAGCCUUGAUAUCAGUGGACUGGCUCCAACCAACAACCAAGCUAACUGUCAGAAUCAGAAACAGGUUAAUUACCAAGUAGGUUGUCACACAGUAUUCAUUAGCUUUGGUCUGAUGAUGCACAACAGUAAACACACAAGGACAAAAACAGGCAAGAUGUGAGUCACAAGAGUGUGAUCUAGAUAUUCCAGGCAACCUCUGGAUUGAAUCAUUCCCACAGGACUCUGACAUAGGAGGUGCCUUCCCCACCUGAGGAUGCCCUAUCCCUAGAACACACAUACUGACUCCUCCCCAAUCCCACUACGCAGGAAGCUCCAGAGGGCUCAGUGUUGGACAUAGAAAUACAUCUGUGCUAUCAUUUACUCAAAUAUAUUGCACUAGUUCCCCUGAGGUGUGCUUGGUCCUUGCCCGGCCAGACCAGACCAGGGGACAGUCCUGUCAGUGUGUCUGAGGGUGGUCUUACCUACAUUGCCUUAUUUGUUUUAUGUUUCAACGGAUAUUCCAGUCAAGAUUCAUUCCUUCCUACAAGGUAUGCCGACCACUGCAGUUAAAAAGUCAAGAGUAACUUAUGACUGCCUGGCGGAUGGUAUUUCUCACAAAGAUGCUAGAGCGUUACACACUGGUAGGGAGCCGCUGAUGUGAUCCUGCUUGUUGGUGUUUUAAACAGCAUGUUAACUGUUUACUCCAGUGCAGAAACCCAUAAAGCUAUCAUCUCCUGCCAGGCAGAAUAGUAGGGUGCGGGGUUGAAGGUUUUACUCUGCAUACUGUGGUCGGCUUCCAUGUGAAUAUGAACUCAAUAAAUGUUUUUUUGAGAUACUAA